AUAAACCGAAACCGAAUCGAACCGAUAAUUAUUUAAACCGAACUGAAAUCGACCCGUAAAACACUUAAAUCAAUUUCAAACCGACCCAAUUUUAAAUCGAACCGAAACCGAACUGUGAAACCGUUUUCACAGUACUACAAAUUCCCCAUUGUGCUCAAGUGUUAUCUAGCUUUUCCCCACAUAGACAAUCAAGCCAUGUGUAUAAUGCAGAAAUUGCCCAUAGGCCCAUUAACGUUUACUAAUUUAUAUUAUCCCAUCAAUUACUUCCAUCGUAUUAGAUUGGGUCAUAAAUUCAUAAUCGUGUCAUAAAUUUUUUGUACCGUUGUAGCCAUUUUUCAAAGCAAUCAAGUAAUGUGCUACCUAAUUCAUUUCCCCACACACACACACGUACAAAAAUUACAAAAAAAAUUAAAAAAACAAAAUCAACAUAUAUAUAUGUAAGCCUGCCAAAAUGUUUAUACUAGUAUCACUCUUAGCAUUCUAGUUAGUUAAAAAAAAAUGAGUGACUUAUCUACCAAAGGAAAGGGAGAAGAUGGGGUACAAGGGUGGAAGGAAGUGCUUCAUAAUAUACUUGAUACAAAUGAUCAUGAGAUGUUCAUUACCAAUCUUAGGCACCACAUUAAUCGGGUUGCAGUCGAAAUACCGAAAGUUGAACUUAAAUUUGAACAUUUAUCAGUAGAAGGUGAUGUAUUUAUUGGAGGUAGAGCUCUGCCCACUUUACUUUCUGCAACUACAAACUUUGUGGAGGCAAUUCUGAAGAAGGUAAUACGAUUGCCCCCUUCUCAAAAGCAAAAACUCAAGAUCCUCGACGAUGUCAACGGCAUUAUUAGACCCUCUCGGAUGACAUUACUCUUGGGGCCUCCAAGUUCAGGAAAAACAACAUUUCUUUUAGCUCUUGCAGGAAUGCUUGAUCAAAGUUAUUUAAAGGUAACUGGAAAAAUAACGUAUUGUGGCCAUGAACUAAAUGAAUUUGUUCCUAAGAAGACUUGUGCAUAUGUUAGUCAAAGGGAUCUUCACCACGGAUUGAUGACAGUAAGAGAGACGUUAGACUUUUCCGGACAAUGCUUAGGAGUAGGAACUAUAUAUAAGCUUAUGGAAAAACUACUCUUCAAGCUCGAUCCUAAGAUUGAAGCAUUGAUGAAAGGCGUGGCUACCAAAGGCCAUGAAGCAUCCCUUGUGACUGAAUAUUUGCUCAAGGUACUUAGCUUGGAUAAUUGUGCUGAUACCAUUGUGGGUGAUAAUAUGAGAAGAGGUAUUUCGGGUGGUGAAAAGAAGCGUCUUACAAUUGGUGAAAUGUUAGCAGGACCUGCAAAAGUGUUGUUAAUGGAUGAAAUAUCAACUGGAUUAGAUAGCUCAACAGCUUUUCGGAUAUGCAAGUAUAUAAGUGAAAUGGUUAACAUUAUGGACAUGACAGUAGUCAUCUCUUUGUUGCAACCUAGUCCUGAAUUAUUUGAACUUUUUGAUGAUAUUAUUCUCCUCUCAGAUGGUCAAAUAGUCUAUCAAGGACCGCGUCACCAUGUCCUUGAUUUCUUUGAAUAUGUUGGCUUCAAAUGCCCAGAAAGGAAAGGAGUGGCAGAUUUUCUUCAAGAAGUUACAUCUAAAAAAGACCAACAACAAUACUGGUCUAAGGAUCAACCAUAUAGAUACAUUCCAGUUUCCGAACUAGUUGAAGCUUUCCAAUCUUUCCAUGUUGGGAAAGAGUUAUCAUCAAGUCUUAAGAUACUAUACCAAAGAUCUAAUAAUCACCCUUUAGCCUUGGUAAAAGAAAAGUAUGGUAUCUCAAACAAAGAGCUAAUUAAGGCAUGUUUUUCAAGGGAAUGGUUGCUAAUGAAGCGAAAUGUAAUCCUCUACAUCUUUAAAAAUGUCCAGGUUAUGAUUAUGGCUUUGGCUACGAUGAGUGCAUUCUUUAGGACCAAAAUGCACCACGAAACUGUGGCUGAUGGUGAGAAAUAUUUAGGAGUUAUAUUUUUCAGUCUCACAAAUGUAGUGUUGAAUGGAAUGGCAGAAUGUACUUUUACAAUUUUGGGACUUCCGGCGUUUUAUAAACAAAGAGAUUUAUUGUUUUACCCUGCAUGGCCUUAUGGGCUACCUGUUUGGAUUCUUAGUAUCCCUGCUUCCUUCAUCGAAUCCGGAUUAUGGACUAUUCUUACAUAUUAUACCAUUGGUUAUGCUCCGGCUCCCACUAGGUUUUUCUGCCAAUGGCUUGCUUUCUUUUGUAUCCAUCAAAUGGCGUUAUCAAUCUUUAGAUUUCUUAGUGCUUUGGGGAGAACACUAGUAAUUGCUAACACAAUUGGCAUGAUUGUAUUGAUACUUGCUUUCGUCCUUAGUGGUUUUAUCAUUGCAAAAGGGGAUGUUGGUCGAUGGAUGAUAUGGGCUUACUACCUUUCACCUAUGAUGUAUGGACAACAAGCUUUAGUCAUUAACGAAUUUCUUGACAACAGAUGGAGUAAUGUAAAUCCUAGGAUUAUUGAAACAACUAUUGGUAAUGUCAUUCUUGCAUCAAGAGGCCUUUCGAAUCAUCAAUAUUGGUUUUGGAUAAGUAUUGGAGCAUUGCUUGGAUUUACUCUUAUCAACAACAUUUUAUACAUCCUAUCAUUAACAUUCUUAAAUCCUUUUAGUGAUUCAAAAGCCUUAGUUGAAGAUGUAGAUAAAGGCCAAAAGAAAAAUGAUGAGGAACUUCAAAGCACAAAUUCCGUCGUAUCAAGUCAUUCAUCUACAUGUACGAAUCCUACAGUGGAGACCACGACCAAAGGAAUGUAUUUGCCAUUCCAGCCACUUUCGUUAUCAUUCCACCACAUCAAUUAUUACGUGGAUGCGCCAACAGAAAUGAAAGGUCAAGGUUAUGAUGAAAGGUAUCGACUGCAACUAUUACAAGAUGUGAGUGGUGCUUUUCGCCCUGGAGUAUUAACCGCGCUAUUGGGCAUAACUGGUGCCGGAAAAACAACACUAUUAGAUGUGUUGGCCGGAAAAAAGACUAGUGGGUAUAUUGAAGAUAGCAUCACUGUAUCAGGUUAUCCUAAGAAUCAAGAGACAUUUGCAAGGAUAUGUGGUUAUUGUGAACAAAACGACAUCCAUUCACCAUGUAUAACUGUUUAUGAAUCUCUUGUAUUCUCUGCUUGGCUCCGUCUUUCUUCAAAUAUCGACGUAAAUACACGAAUGAUGUUUAUCGAAGAAGUAAUGAGAUUAGUUGAGCUUGAACCAUUAAAGGAUGCUAUUGUUGGCCUUACGAGGAUAAGUGGGCUUUCAGCUGAACAAAGAAAGAGAUUAACUAUUGCAGUAGAGCUAGUUGCAAAUCCAUCGAUUAUGUUUAUGGAUGAGCCAACAUCCGGACUUGAUGCAAGAGCUGCUGCUAUUGUCAUGCGUACUAUGAGAAAUGUUGUAAACAAUGGUAGAACUGUUGUAUGUACAAUUCAUCAGCCGAGCAUAGUUAUAUUUGAGGCUUUUGACGAGCUUCUAUUGAUAAAGAGAGGAGGGCGUCUCAUAUAUGCCGGGCCCCUUGGUGACCACUCCUCAAAGCUUAUUGAAUAUUUUGAGGCCAUUCCCGGAGUUCCAAAAAUUAAGGAUAGUUACAAUCCUGCUACAUGGAUGCUUGACAUUACAAGUACUCAAGUAGAGUCUCAAAUGGGUUUGGAUUUCGCCGAAAUUUAUGUCAACUCUCAACUUUAUCGGAGAAAUCAAGAAAUAAUUAGAGAGCUAAAUAAUCCUUCGCCAAAUAAUGAGGAUCUUCAAUUCCCAACCAAAUACUCGCAGCCAUUCAGUGUUCAACUUAAAGCAUGUUUUUGGAAACAAUACAAAUCGUAUUGGAAGAAUCCACCUUACAAUGCUGUUCGAUUCUUCACCACAACACUUAUUGGUGCUCUACUUGGCGUUAUAUUCUGGAACAAGGGAAGUAAAUUAGCCAAACAACAAGAUUUGAUGAACUUGUUUGAGAUAAUGUUCUCUACAAUACUUUUCCUCGGAGGGACUAGCGCUUUGAAUGUUCAAGCUGUGGUUGCAAGUGAGAGAGCAAUAUUUUACCGUGAGAAAGCAGCUAGAAUGUACUCAGCUUUACCUUUCACAUUGGCUCAGCUGGCUAUAGAGGCAAUCUACGUUGCAAUUGUGAAUUUUGUCUAUUGUCUACUCCUUUACUCUAUGAUCGGAUUUGAGUGGACGAUUGGGAAAUUCUUCUACUUCUACUUCAUCUUUAUGAGCUUUACGUACUAUACAAUGUUCGGGAUGAUGCUUGUUUCAUUGACUCCGCGACAAGAAAUUUCAGCCAUUUUCUUGACAUUAUUUGCCACCUUAUGGAAUUUAUUUGCUGGUUUUUUCCUUCCUAGAACGCUAAUUCCAAUUUGGUGGAGGUGGUUUUAUUGGGCUUCACCCGUUUCAUGGACAAUGUACGGUUUGUUGACAUCGCAAAUUGGUGACAAGAACAAUUUAGUUGAAAUACUCGAAGUGGGUAAUGUGCCCUUGAAUCUUCUUCUAAAAGAAAUGUUGGGUUAUGAGUAUCAUUUCUUACCCUUUGUUGCUGUUGCUCAUAUUGCUUGGGUUCUCCUCUUUUCCUUCGUUUUUGCCUUUGGCAUCAAGUUCCUCAACUUCCAGCAAAGAUGAUUAUAUAAGAAAAACAAUAUGAAUAAACUUUAUGAGAUGUUUUUACUGCACGUUAGUCUUUUCUACCCUUGAUACAAAACUAGUUGCCUUUCUUUUCAUAUUCUUAUUCAUAGAUUUUUGGCAUGUACUGGAUCUUUGAGAUUUCAAGCCUCAAUCAGGCUCAUUUCAUAUCCAACCCAACUUAUUUAAUUUAAUGGAGU
Messenger RNA from Chenopodium quinoa (quinoa), 4790 nucleotides. Its product is annotated as ABC transporter G family member 39-like. Gene Ontology annotation, molecular function: ABC-type transporter activity; ATP hydrolysis activity; ATP binding. NCBI's taxonomy places the organism in Eukaryota, Viridiplantae, Streptophyta, Magnoliopsida, Caryophyllales, Amaranthaceae. Gene Ontology annotation, cellular component: membrane. Bases 499 to 4590 code for a protein of 1363 amino acids. The record is from RefSeq and is a predicted model, not a curated record. The transcript has 19 exons.